CCAAAUGGCAUGCUAUCUCACUUCACUUAGGUCUUCCUUGAGUCACUCAUCUAAUAUAAGCAGCCCUCAUUACUGUUUAUUCCCUUAUCUUGCUUUAUUUCUCCUUCCUGAACUUGCUGUUACCUAACAUCUUUCUUUCACGGUAGAAUACGAUACGUUUUAAACCUGUCUUCUUCAUUUUAGUCUUGGUGCUACCAUUCUCCUAGUUGCUCAAGCCAAUGCCUGGAAUGUAGCCUUGAUUUUUUUUCCCCUCUUCCUUUCCCACUUCCUUCACUGAAUCCUAUGUCUAAAGUAUAUCUGGAACUUUUCAUUUCUUAUACUCUGCAUUGCCACUGUCCUUAUCUUUGCUCUCAUCCUCUCUUAACUUGAGUCAGCUCCCAUUGAUUUACCCAUUCCACAUAGGAGCCAGAGAGAAAGUCUUUUAAAAAAUGUCAUCAAAUUAUGUUACUCCUUGCUUAAAAUCCUGCAAUGUGUUCCCAUUGUACUUUAUUCUUUGCCUUACAAGGCCCUUUCAUCAAUUCAGUAACACUCCAUGCCAUUUAUCCCUUGUUCAAGAAAUUCCUGAUACAAAUCACUUUUUCUCUUUGACUCAUUUGUGCUUUCUGUCCCCUUGUAUGGAAUUCCCCCCCUUCCUAUUUUUUUUGAAUAAUUCAUUCCUUCUCAUUCUUAAGGACUCAGCUGAAGUGUGACCUACUUAGAAAGACCUACCACUGCAUUAAAACAGUUUUUUUCAAUCUCCUUUAUUUUCUAUCUCAUGACUCUAUUUGCUUUCUUAAUAUUUCACAUUUGCUUGAAAGACACCUUUAAGAAAAUGAAAUGGUAAGUCACAGACUAGGAGAAAACAUUUGAAAUACAUAUAUUUGACAAUGGGCUUAUAUCUAGAAUAAAUAACUUAUAAGUUCAUAAUACAAAGAAAACCCAAUCAGGCAAAGGAUGGAAACUAAUGCCUCACAAAGGAAGAUAUGUAAAUUGCCAACAGGUACAUGCAAAUGUGCUCACAUCAUUAACUAUUUGAGGAGUUAAAACUACAACAAUACACUAUUUCACAUUGACCAAGAUGGCAAAUUGACCCAUGUGUAGCUACUGGAGCUCUCUGACUCUACUGGUGGGAAUGCAAAAUAGUACAUACAGUUUGGGAAACAGGUGGGAGAUACCUGUUAGGUUAAACAUGCAGGUAGGACCUACACAACCUGGGGGAAGCAGUUAACACUCAUACACAUUUUCCAAAACUCAGUGAAUCAUACACUUAAAAUCUGUGCAUUUAUUGAAUCUAAACUUUACUGCUAUAAAAGCAAAAUGAAAAAAAAAAAGUUCCCAUGGAUCCUCCUCCGUCCCUCUGGGCGAGCGAGCGCUUGCAGGUUGGCUAACGUCAGGAAAACGCGGUCAGGGAGGCGGGGACCUGGGGCAGCCCAGCUUCCGCGAGCCGCCAAGCCCUGGCCCGUUCACCACUGGUUGUGGUUUCGGUUUCCAUUUCCCUUCUGCAGUUUAGGUUCCCCGGCGGCUCCGCCUCUCCCCUGGGCCAGUACACCCUCUCAGAAAAUCCCACCUGGCCGGCCGCUGGGCUUUAAAGGGAGUGGGGCACCGGUGAGGUAGGACCUCGCGGGGAGCUGAGCCACCGGGAUGACGGCGGAGGAGAGGAGGAAUCUGCGCGCCUUCCAGGACUAUGUCAUCAAGAUUCUGGACCCUACCUAUAUCCUGAGCUACAUGUCGCCCUGGUUUAAGGACGAUGAGGUGCAGUAUAUUCGGGCUGAGAAAAACAAUAAGGGCACGAUGGAGGCUGCCUCACUUUUUCUUAAGUUCCUAUUGGAGCUCGAGGAAGAAGGCUGGUUCCGUGGCUUUUUGGAUGCCCUUGCUCAUGCAGGUUAUUCUGGACUUUAUGAAGCCAUUGAAAGUUGGGAUUUCCAAACCAUUGAAAGGUUGGAGGAAUAUAGGUCACUGUUAAAGCGUUUACAACCAGAAUUUAAAACUACAGUUAAUCCAAAAGAUAUCCUUCCUGAAGUAUCUAAAUGUUUAAUUAGUCAGGAAUGUGAAGAAAUUAUGCAGGUUUGUUCCAACAAGGGGCUGAUGGCAGGUGCAGAGAAAAUGGUUGAAUGCUUUCUCAGAUCGGACAAGGAAAACUGGCCCAAAACUUUGAAACUUGCUUUGGACAAAGAAGAGAGCAAGUUCAGUGAACUGUGGACUGUGGACAAAGGUGCAAAGAAUAUUGACGUGAAAGUUCUUGAGGAUGAUGAAAUGGAAACUUCUGACAUACAGAUUUUCUACAAGGAAGAAUCUGAAUGCCAGAAUCUUAGUCAGAAUUCAUGUCCAUCUUCAGAAGUCUCUCAUAUUUACACCCCAGUGAAGCCAAGAAAUUACCAACUAGAGCUUGCUUUGCCCGCUAAGGAAGGAAAAAACACAAUAAUAUGUGCUCCUACUGGUUGUGGAAAAACCUUUGUUUCACUUCUUAUAUGUGAGCAUCAUCUUAAAAAAUUUCCGCAAGGACAAAAGGGGAAGGUUGUCUUUUUUGCUGUUCAACUCCCAGUGUAUGAACAGCAGAAAUCUGUGUUCUCAAACUAUUUUGAAAGACUUGGGUACAAAGUUGCAGGUGUUUCUGGAGCAACGUCUGAGAAUGUCUCAGUGAAACAGAUUGUUGAGAACAAUGACAUCAUCAUUUUAACUCCACAGAUUCUUGUGAAUAGUCUUAAAAAUGGGACUAUUCCAUCACUCUCUGUCUUUACUUUGAUGAUAUUUGAUGAAUGUCACAAUACUGGUAAACACCAUCCUUAUAAUAUGAUCAUGUUUAAUUAUCUAGAUCAGAAACUUGGAGGAUCUUCAGACCCACUGCCUCAGGUCAUUGGGCUGACUGCCUCCGUUGGCAUUGGGGAUGCCAAAAGCACAGCAGAAGCCGUGGAAUAUAUCUGCAGACUGUGUGCUUCUCUUGACACAUCAGUGAUAGCAACAGUCAAAGACAACUUGGAGGAACUGGAAGAAGUUGUUUAUAAGCCCCAAAAGUUUUUCAGGAAAGUGGAAUCACGGACCACUGACGGAUUUAAAUGCAUCAUCUCUCAGCUGAUGAGGGAAACAGAGAGUCUGGCAAAGAGUAUUUUUGACGAAAUCGGUACCAUAACUCUCGGUAUAUCUCAAAUUCGAAAUAGGGAAUUUGGAACGCAGAAAUAUGAACAAUGGAUCGUUACUGUUCAGAAAGCAUGCACGGUGUUUCAGUUGCCUGACAAAGAUGAAGAGAGCAGGAUUUGUAAAGCACUGUUUUUGUACACUUCCCAUUUGCGGAAAUAUAAUGAUGCCCUCAUUAUCAACGAGCAUGCGCGAAUGAAAGAUGCUCUGGAUUACUUGAAAGACUUCUUCACCAACGUCCGAGCGGCAGGAUUUGAUGAGAUUGAGCAAGAUCUCACUCGGAGAUUCGAAGAAAAGCUGCAGAAACUGGAAAGCGUUUCUAUGGAUCCCAGCAAUGAGAACCCAAAACUCAAAGAUCUCUGCUUCAUCUUGCAAGAGGAGUACCACUUAAACCCAGAGAGUAGAACCAUCCUCUUUGUGAAAACCAGAGCACUUGUGGAUGCUUUGAAGAAAUGGAUUGAAGAAAAUUCUGAACUCAGCUUUCUAAAACCUGGCAUAUUGACUGGACGGGGCAAAACAAAUCAGAACACAGGGAUGACACUCCCAGCACAGAAGUGUGCAUUGGAUGCAUUCAGAACUAAUGGAGAUAAAAAGAUUCUGAUCGCCACCUCAGUUGCUGAUGAAGGCAUUGACAUUGCUGAGUGCAAUUUGGUCAUCCUGUAUGAGUAUGUGGGCAAUGUCAUCAAAAUGAUCCAAACUAGAGGCAGAGGAAGAGCGAGAGGUAGCAAGUGCUUCCUUCUGACUAGUAAUGCUGUUGUAAUUGAAAAAGAAAAAAUAAACAUAUACAAAGAAAAAAUGAUGAAUGACUCCAUUUCAAUGCUUCAGACAUGGAAUGAAGCAGUAUUUAAAGAAAAGGUUCUCCAGAUACAGAUUCAAGAAAAAGUCAUCAGGGAUAGUCAAGGAAAAGUAGAACCUGUACCUGAUAAGGAAAAUAAAAAACUGCUCUGCAGAAAGUGCAAAGCCUUUGCAUGUUACACUGUUGAUAUCAGAGUGGUGGAGGAAUGCCAUUACACUGUGGUUGGAGAUGCUUUCAGGAAGUGCUUUGUGAGUAAACUACACCCCAAACCAAAGAGCUUUGGAUAUUUUGAGAAGAGAGCAAAGAUCUUCUGUGCCAGACCAAACUGCAGCCAUGACUGGGGAAUCCAUGUGAAGUAUAAGAUAUUUGAGAUUCCAGUUAUAAAAAUAGAAAGUUUUGUGGUGGAGGAUAUUGCAACUGGAGCUCAGAAACUAUAUGCAAAGUGGAAGGACUUUCAUUUUGAGAAGAUACCAUUUGAUGCUAAGGAAAUGCCCAAAUGACCUGGGUGCCUCAUUCUUUAGCUACAGGGGAUGGAUGACCGACCCUGACUGAAGAAAUUAGCCCCAGUGGGUACAAUCAUGGAUUGCUUGUACCAUUGUGAAGGUAUUUGCCCAAGGCUUGUAUUGAACUAAAUAUCUAUCACUUAACUUUACCCUCUCUUUAUGGCUUUCUGUAGGCCAAUAAAGCUCUUAAGUACUUGGGAAAAAUUAAAAAGCCUUAACUUCUUUUCCUAUCCUUCCCCUUGCAACUGAUCCCCAAUGAAUAUCCAGUAGCCACUGGGUACACAUUAGAAUGAAUGAAUGAAUUAAAGGAAGGAAGGAAAGAAAUGUUGAAAGUUUUUUCUAUGCUUCCCUUUCUUUCCUUAACCUGCUACUGUAAACUGACUUUUGCCCUUAAUCUACUGACAUUGUUCUUGUUAAUACCAGUGCCUAAUCCAUCGGGCACUUCUUAGGCCUUCUCUCUCUUUGAUCUCUUUGCUGCUUUUGGCCCUGUUGAGUACUCUUUUCCUGGAACCCCCUCUUGGCUCCUAUUUCUGUUAGCUCUGUCCCAGUCUGUGCUGUUGAUUCCUCUAUGCUGAUCUCUUAAAUGCUGAUAAUUCUAAGGGUUCGAUAAAUAUUCAUAUACAUAGAUAUAGUAGUUACUCAUAUUUUCCAUGUACCAGUGUGUGGCAUGUAAUCUUAAAAUUCUGUAGGACAACUUUUAGUAAUAGGAGCAUGUAGAUGAUACAGUACUUCUUGAGAAAUUGAUUUGUUUUUAUAGUUUAUUGUACAUCUUGCCCUAUUUGUUUCCUUAACCCGUGCUGUUGUUCCCUUUGAAUGGUCAUCUCAAGCCAUUUUGUAAUAAUAGUUGAUGGUCAACAGUUUGGACUCUGUUCUCAGGUUCCUUGGAUGAAACUGAGGAGAUAAAUUUGGCUGUCCUAUCCACUUAAAAAAAUCAGACUAUGUAUUCAAGUGGCAUUCUUGUGUCAUUAAACAAGGUUGCUGAUGCCCUGAGA
Molecule: messenger RNA, 5402 nt
Organism: Lynx canadensis (Canada lynx)
Lineage: Eukaryota; Metazoa; Chordata; Mammalia; Carnivora; Felidae
Gene: RIGI
Product: DExD/H-box helicase 58
Exons: 18
Coding region: 1621-4407 (928 amino acids)
Cellular component (GO): cytoplasm
Molecular function (GO): ATP binding; zinc ion binding; double-stranded RNA binding
Source: RefSeq, a predicted model, not a curated record